CCGCAGCAUUUGUCUCACUGAUGGUACAUGCACCUUCCGUUAUUGAAUUGCCUCAUGCAUGUCUUGUGGCACAAUGCACAGGUAGGUAGUCUUCUUCUGCUUCCUGGACAUGACCACACAUAAUUACAGCUGUUGGACGAGGACAUUUAUCAGGACACUAGAAGCCUGAGAGAUGAAGAUUUUGCUGUUGUACAGUUUUCAAGAAGAUUAAAUGGACGCAUUAGCAGUGUUUUGUGUUUUCGCCGUAGUUUUUACAGAUGUAAUCGAAGGAUCCGGUGUGUUGCCAGAUGGGCCUCUGACCGCUGCUGUGGGAGGGACAGUGAGCCUCAAUACCAAACUGACUCCCACAGCAACACCCUUACUGGUUGUGGCAUGGACCUUUAUUGUUAACAGCGAAGAAAAACCCAUAAUAACAUCAACUACCGUAAACAAAACUGAACCGCCUUAUGAAGGCAGGAUCACUCUCUUCAUACAGACCGGGUCUCUAGAGCUCAGGAACCUGGCUCUGAAUGAUAGUGGAGAUUACAGAGUGAGCAUCAUAACAGAUGGCGGGGACCAAAUCACAGGAACCACCACACUGAAGACACUUGUUCCUGUCUCCGAUGUAAAGUUAAUGGUCAGCAGCACUGACCUAGUGGAGUUCAACAGCACGGCUCGUUUGUCCUGCUCUUCGUCUGGAUCGUCCCUCUCUUUCCUCUGGCUCAACGGCAGCUCCGAGGUCACAGUCAGCGACAGAGUUCAGCUCACGGACGGAGGCGCCACUCUCAGCAUUGUCGGUGUAACCCGUUAUGACCAUGCAUCGUUCGCAUGUCGGGUAUCCAAUGCUGUCAGUGAAGGCACCAGUGAUCCAGAGCAUCUUACUGUCAGCUUUGGCCCGGAUGAUAUUCAUCUUAAAGUGUCUCCAUUGCAACAAUACAUCGCUGAAGGAUCAAACGUCGUCCUUUCCUGCACAGCUGCCUCCAGACCACUUGCCCUCUUUUCCUGGGCUCUGGAUGGAGAGCUGCUGUCGUACAUCGGACCAGACCUCUCACUGGUGAACAUUCAGGAGAGCCAGAGUGGAAAAUACAGCUGUCAUGCCUUUAACGGCAGAACUUUAAGACACAAGACAUCUCAGCCCUUGUCUAUAAAUGUUCUAAAGAACAUCUCAGGCGGAUCAAUCGUGGCGUCCACAAGUCAGCCGAUCGAGGGGAUGGCAGUGAAUCUUACCUGUGAUGCUGCAGGCUCCAUAUUCACCAGAGAGUGGAUGAAGAGCGGCUCAGCCUUGGUCCUCGAUGACCACAUGGCGCUGCAUGAUGAGGGCAGGGUCUUGUCCUUCCGCGAUGUGAGGAGAUCCGACAGCGGCCCAUAUUCCUGUAGAAUUAGCAACCCGAUUAACAUGGAAGACGUCUCAUACGGCAUGGCCAUCAACUAUGGGCCAGAGGCUGUCCAAAUAUCGGGGCCGAGGGAGAUAAAUGUGAAGCAGACCUUAACAUUAACCUGCUCUGCUACAUCUGUUCCAUCUGCCACUUAUACCUGGACACGAAGGAAUCAAUCCGAGAUACACAAUACUUCCACAUUUGUAAAAAACAAUGUUGACAUUUCUGACAGCGGAAGCUAUGUCUGUAUUGCAUCAAAUAAUAUAACGGGGGUAAACGUAUCUGCUGAACAUAGGCUGGCUGUAACAGAGAAGAACUCAUCUCUGUGCUCAGCUGGUUGUAUCGCUGGAAUCGUAAUUGCAAGUUUAGUCAUUUGUGCAGCAGCUGCUGGUGCAGGAUACUACAUAUAUAAUAAACAGAAACAGUCAACAAAUCGCACCAGCAGAAACAUCUCCACCAGAACAGAGCGCGAGAGGCAAGAUAUCACAGCAGAAUCAAAAAAUGAGGAGCUGAACUAUGCAGACCUGAAUUUUUUCCACACAAAGGACGGCCAGACAGUCCAGUCAGUGCCCCAGAAUAACUCGGCAGUAUACGCAGAGAUUCGAGUGAACAGCAAGCCUACUGCGGCGUCCUCCCCUCCGUCCUACAACGUCCACAUGCAGCGGAUAAAGAGGCGAGCUCCUCAGCCAUUCGAUACUAAUGAAGUCCAAGUUUAACCUCUUGUCCACGACACCUAGUCGUGCUCAAACUGGUCAACAGUGGACUUGUGGUCAUGGAGAUUCAGUCCCUUAACGGAGUGCUAAUGGCUUGUGUUUGAAUAGUCAACUUGAGCAUGGGUUAAUAAUUAUUUUUUUUGGCUGUGACGGACUGACUUGAUUUGUCUAUAUGAAAUUCACACACCCUAAAAAUCAAAAUAAGAAGUACAAUUUGGAAACCAAAAUUUCAUGAAAACUAUGCCUCGACAAUCACACAAGACUUUUCAACUACGUCAUAAGACGGCAAAUAAGCACUCAGUGAGCAUCAAAAUGAUUAACUCCACAAGUGUGUUUUGCUUCUUCUUUGGCUUUUUCUGUGUUUUUUUACCUUGUUAAACCACCACAGAAUGGUAACAAAAUGUGAUGACGUCCAAAAAGACAGAAAUGGAAAUUACUGCAACCAAGUUGCACAUGUGUCACGCCCUGUAUGACCAGUUGGACUUUGUAUUUUUCCUUGUUUUCAGCAUGACUUCCUGUUUGGUAUUUUAUUUUGUCAUGCCCAUUUCCUGUGUUCAGCCUCAUGUGGAAACUUUCCGUUCUCGGUGUAGCGCUCGAAGCAUACCUGUUCCUGGUCCACAAUCCCACACAAUGAGUCCAUUUACUUUCCAUGGCAGAGCUUGCUAUUUGCUGGGUUAUUGCCUCAGUUACCAUUAGCAUGUGUUGCUCAACAUUCACUUCCUUUGCUUCCUUGCACUUUUUGGACGUUUGCCUGCAUCACUCUGCAGCACUGGAAGUUGUGCUACUCUUUCUGAAGCUAUUACGACACACCAGGUGACAAGGUUUCCUGUCACAACGAGAGGAAAAUUCCACUUGUGGGCGUCAUAUUGCCACAAGUCCUAAUUGCUUGUGAAAUGAAGACUUGCCCAAGAGUCUUAGGUUGACUUGGGAAAUGAAAGACACAGUUUUUCGCAAGUCAAGACACACUAACACAAUGAGUCCAGCCUGGAAGAGGAAUCUCUACAUCGUUUUGCUGGUCACGCUGAACGGUGUAGCAGGGCACACCUUCAGCAUGCAGAUUUCCUGGCCUGGUGCGGUGACAGCUGGUUCCAGUACCACGUUCACGUGCUCGUCCUCCUGCUUUGCAAACUGUACGUACUCCUGGUCCUUUAAGGGGCUCACAGUCAACGGGAGCACACUCAUCUGGGCGCCGGACGGAAAGGAUCCCUCUGUGGAACUGCAGUGCACCGUCCUGAGUCACAAAACGGGAGUCUCCAGCAGCGUGACCUCCAUUGUGGAAAUUACAAAUCCAGUGUCCGUGCAAAUCAGUCCACCCCAUGCUGUCCCGUCUUUGAACCGUCCCCUGGAUCUGCUGUGCAAUGUUGCUGCACACCUGUAUCCCACCCUCUCGGUGGAGCAGGUGGUCUGGUGGUACAAAGAUGGACAUAGAGUGGCUUUAGGUGAAAAUGUACUCCAUUUUGACUCACUGCUACCAUCUGAUGGAGGAUUCUACCAGUGUGUGACUCUCCUACCCCAGGGAAGAGUUGUCAGUCUGGGCUACCUGCUAAACUUCAAUCCAUGGAACGUGAGCAUCAGUGGUCCUGACACUGUCUUUCCAGGUCGGCUGAGCACAUUCACCUGCACAAUGACGUGUACUUUGAAUGUGGACUGUACUGUGAGGUGGCCGUUCAAGGGAGGUUUCCCGCUAGGAAGUUACCUCUCAGUGCACCAGAAUGAGCUCUUGUGGAUACCAUCCAUGCCCGGCUCCUUCCAAAAUUUCACAUGCCUCGUCGAAAAUGCAGCAGCUGGACACUCUGCUGAGGCUACCAAGAUGGUGGAAGUUAAAGGUGUUCCACUCUCUGGAUCCUUACAACUUACUGGACUACGCACUGUUAUUUUAAGCCUGGCUCUACUACUCAUUACUCACUAAUGAAUAGUGCUGUUUACACUUUCACUGUUUGAGUUUUAACUGCUGAUAUAUUGAUUCAAGAUUCAAGAUUCAAGAGAGUUUUAUUGUCAUGUGCAUGGUAAAACAGCAGUAAUACCAUGCAAUGAAAAUCUUAUUCUGUUCAUUCUCCCAAGAAAAGAAAGAAAACACAAGAAAGAUUAAGAACAUAAGAAACAUAAACACAUAAACAUAUAUACCAAUAAAUUAAGCAGCAAAAACAGAAGAGACAUUAAUACAAAUAAAUAAUACAAAUAAAUAAAUAAAGUGCUAUGAGUGUGUGCAUGUGUUGCGUGCGGCGUGUGCGAGUGCUUCGUUGAGAAGCCUGAUGGCCUGUGGGUAAAAGCUGUUUGCCAGCCUUGUGGUCCUGGACUUCAAACUCCUGUAGCGUCUGCCUGACGGUAGGAGUGUGAAUAAUGAGUGUUGUGGAUGUGUGCUGUCCUUGAUGAGGUUGUGUGUUCUGCGUAGGACUCUAGUUUUAUAAAUGUCUUGCAGUGAGGGGAGAGCUGCCCCAACAAUGUUCUGUGAGGUCUUGAUUACCCGCUGGA
Dunckerocampus dactyliophorus (ringed pipefish) is the source of this 4540-nucleotide messenger RNA. RefSeq names its product carcinoembryonic antigen-related cell adhesion molecule 5-like. NCBI's taxonomy places the organism in Eukaryota, Metazoa, Chordata, Actinopteri, Syngnathiformes, Syngnathidae. The record is from RefSeq and is a predicted model, not a curated record. The transcript is spliced from 15 exons. The coding region runs from base 212 to 2071 and encodes 619 amino acids.